AUGUCGACUCUUCUACGAACGCUCCGCAAUUUGCGUAGCAUUGGUCUCAAGGAAUAUGGCCACCAACUUCAUGUACCAGGUGAUACCAAACGCGGAGCCUUAGUCGGCAUUGACCGCUAUGGCAACAAGUACUUUGAAAAUCUGGAAGAGGAGCUUCCGCUUCGAACACGCUGGGUGGAUUACAAGGACAAGGAGUUUGAUGCCUCACAGAUAGAGCCAGGCUGGCACGCAUGGAUGUCGUACAUGGUGGACAAGUCGCCGGCAGAGGACAAAUUGUUGCAGCGCUCCAUACGGCCAUGGGAACCGACAAAGCAUGUGCCCAUGCAGACUGCAUCACGAAGUGCUUUCAAGACUUUCAACACAACCAAGAACAAGUACUCGGCGUGGACACCGGUGGCGGCACCACGGUGAGAGAUGCCGAAACGAUUGCGCUAGGAUAGAUGUUGUACUCGACCAUGCGCGGUGAUCCCCCGCUACAGGCAAUGUGCGGUGUGCCCAAGAAGCUGCGCGGUGUGGCUUUGAGGUGCGGCACUUUAUCUCACAGUAUCCAUGACUCAUUUUUGCUCACAAUGAGCAUUG
Messenger RNA from Zymoseptoria tritici IPO323, 579 nucleotides. RefSeq lists its product as uncharacterized. The coding region runs from base 1 to 411 and encodes 136 amino acids. Gene Ontology annotation, biological process: response to oxidative stress; mitochondrial respiratory chain complex I assembly. NCBI's taxonomy places the organism in Eukaryota, Fungi, Ascomycota, Dothideomycetes, Mycosphaerellales, Mycosphaerellaceae. Gene Ontology annotation, cellular component: membrane. The record is from RefSeq and is a predicted model, not a curated record. The transcript has 7 exons.